AUGUCUCCUGUGAACACCAGCAGCAGCCUCCGGCCCUCCUCCUUCCUCCUAAUGGGCAUCCCGGGACUGGAGGCCACUGCCCAGCACUGGAUCUCCAUCCCUCUGUGCUCCAUGUACCUCUUGGCUUUGCUGGGAAAUCUCCUGCUUCUUGCCGUUAUCCAGAGUGACCCCAGCCUCCACGAGCCCAUGUACCUCUUCCUAGCCACGCUGGCCAUCACCGACCUGGUCCUCUCCACCUCCACGCUGCCCCAGAUGCUGGCCAUCUUCUGGCUGGGCCCCAGGUCAAUCAGCUUCCACUCCUGCAUGGCCCAGAUGUUCUUCAUCCACACCUUCUCGUCGGUGGAGUCCGGCAUCCUGGUGGCCAUGGCUCUGGAUCGCUACGUGGCCAUUUGCCUCCCCCUCAGGCAUUCGGCCAUCUUGAAGCCCUCCACCGUGGCCAGGAUGGUGCUGCUGAUCCUCCUCCGGGGCCUGGUCCUCAUCCCCCCCUUUGCCCUCCUCCUCUGGAGGCUGCCUUUCUGCGGGCACCGAGUCAUUCCCCACGCCUACUGUGAGCACAUGGCAGUGGUCAAACUGGCCUGUGCAGACACCACCGCCAACACCAUGUACGGGCUGGCAGUGGCCCUGUUUGUGGUGGGGCUGGACACCCUCUGCAUUGCCCUCUCCUACACGAUGAUCCUCCGGGCGGUCUUUGGCCUCCCCUCCAGUCAGGAGCGGCUCAAGGCCCUCAGCACCUGUGCCUCCCACUGCUGCGUGAUCCUCAUCUUCUACAUCCCCGGGCUCUUCUCCUUCCUCACCCACCGCUUUGGCCACAAUGUCCCACACCACAUCCAUAUCCUGCUGGCUACCCUCUACCUCUUGGUGCCGCCAAUGCUCAACCCCAUAGUCUAUGGGGUGAAGACGAAGCAGAUCCGUAUCAGGGUAGUGCGGGUCUUUUGUGUGAGGGUGGCUUGA
Molecule: messenger RNA, 951 nt
Organism: Hemicordylus capensis (graceful crag lizard)
Lineage: Eukaryota; Metazoa; Chordata; Lepidosauria; Squamata; Cordylidae
Product: olfactory receptor 52L1-like
Exons: 1
Coding region: 1-951 (316 amino acids)
Biological process (GO): G protein-coupled receptor signaling pathway
Cellular component (GO): membrane
Molecular function (GO): G protein-coupled receptor activity; olfactory receptor activity
Source: RefSeq, a predicted model, not a curated record